Bipolaris maydis ATCC 48331 is the source of this 432-nucleotide messenger RNA. RefSeq lists its product as uncharacterized. NCBI's taxonomy places the organism in Eukaryota, Fungi, Ascomycota, Dothideomycetes, Pleosporales, Pleosporaceae. The record is from RefSeq and is a predicted model, not a curated record.
AUGCCCACCACAAGGUCCACAGCAAAAUCCGAAGAGGGCACGCCGAAAAAGAUUCGCCCUGUCAAGAAUAUGACUGUCGAAGAGCGGGACACUGCAAUUACAAUGUUGAGCGAGGGCUGCAGUAAUGCUGAAGUUGCAGCGCACUUCAAUCGCGAUCCUGCGACUAUCCGGAAACUGUACAAGAAAUAUUCCAGCACCAACUCGACAAAGGACAAACCUCGCAGUGGUCGCCCAAAGGCAUUGUCACGUCAACAGGAGAAGCUCUUAUAUCGUGCAGUUCGCCGUUCAGGGCCAAAGCUCACAAACAAGGAGCUCACCGAGGCUGCAACCGUGGUGCAGUUUGAUGGGACUACUUUGAAGCCGCCUUCCAUAAAAACAUUGUAUAGGGCGCUCCGCAAUCGAAACUUGGUGUCCCCGCGCUGCAGGAAGUGA